Messenger RNA from Rhagoletis pomonella (apple maggot), 1020 nucleotides. RefSeq lists its product as uncharacterized. The transcript has 2 exons. Gene Ontology annotation, biological process: proteasome assembly. The record is from RefSeq and is a predicted model, not a curated record. NCBI's taxonomy places the organism in Eukaryota, Metazoa, Arthropoda, Insecta, Diptera, Tephritidae. The coding region runs from base 107 to 529 and encodes 140 amino acids.
UAAGUCCGGCAUCUCUUCUGGUUUUGACAAUUUGUUUAGUUUGUUUUUGUUGCAUGACUUGAUUCGCUAUACAAAUGAAGUUGUAAAUUUAAAAAAAGGGCUAAAGAUGGCGGACGCAGAUAUCUUCAACGAAUCAGGAAAUGAGAUCGCUGGUGCUGCGCCUAACCACAAUCGGGAAGACGCCGGCUUUACCUCCUGCAGUACAAAUUUGGAUAUUAAGGGCAUAAAGCUCACUAUACGCAUGUUGCGUAUGAAUGCCGCUACAAUGGUUUUCAUAUCCCAUCAAGGAAAAGAAAGUCUGAAUGAAAUGGGCAUAGCAUUUCCAGCCAUGGGUGAAGGUAUGAUACCGUCCAGCACAACAUUAUUUGGGCCGGAACAUGGAGCCAAUUCACAACGUUUAGCAGACCUGUGGAGCAAACGAUACAAGCGACAAUUUAUAGUAAGCUGUAACGUGCAAACGAAUGACGUUGAUGUACCGGUGGUGGAGAAGGCCGUAGGCGAUUGGAUACGUGCAAAUUUGAUGGCAUAGAAAACGAAGUAUAGUGGUAGUAUAUAAGCAAUAAGUUGUAGAGUAUAUUUUAAUAAUAAGUGCCGUUUUUUAUAGUUUCGAUUUUUUUUUAUUACAAAUGGAAUAUCACUCGCAAAACGCAACAGUUUUCAUUGCUACCAGUGGCGCACUUUAUACACAGUGCUUUUGAAGGCCGUGGAGGGUCACUGUGUUGAAUGUGGCCUAUUUUUACACGCCACAUAUAAACAGCUAUUUUUGGCGUUGCAGUCAAGUCUUUCAAUGCUGCUGCUGCUACCAUUGCAACAGCAUUUCUUGUUUUUAGGUUUUAGGCCAUAAGGACCCCCCACUUAACUGCUGUCAGAUUAUUGAGGUCGACAUAUACACUCUGCUCUGAGUGGCACGAUCACUAACUUAAAAGUAUUCUUACAUUAAAAACGUAACUCCGUCACAUUAGUUGCAGUUUUAUUAAUAUCUGCCAAAAUGUUUGAAUUAAAAGCUAUUCAAUAAAUAAA